Molecule: messenger RNA, 1529 nt
Organism: Procambarus clarkii (red swamp crayfish)
Lineage: Eukaryota; Metazoa; Arthropoda; Malacostraca; Decapoda; Cambaridae
Gene: Tpi
Product: triose phosphate isomerase
Biological process (GO): glycolytic process; glyceraldehyde-3-phosphate biosynthetic process; glycerol catabolic process
Cellular component (GO): cytosol
Molecular function (GO): triose-phosphate isomerase activity
Source: RefSeq, a predicted model, not a curated record
CUGAGGCGCCGCCUCACACCGCCUCACUCACCACUGCUGCUCGCACCUCAGCCCUCACUCGCUCUCUCACUCUCGCUCAUCGUUAUGGCUAACCAAAGGAAAUUCUUCGUGGGUGGCAACUGGAAGAUGAACGGGGACAGGGCGGGUAUUGACUCCAUCAUCAGCUUCAUGAAGGGUCCUCUGAGCGCCGACACCGAGGUGGUGGUUGGCUGCCCACAGUGCUACCUCAUGUACACACGGGAACACCUCCCCUCUAAUAUUGGCGUUGCUGCUCAGAACUGCUAUAAGGUUGCAAAGGGAGCCUUCACAGGAGAGAUCUCCCCAUCAAUGAUCAAGGAUUGUGGCUGUGAAUGGGUUAUACUUGGACACUCUGAGCGCAGGAACGUCUUCAAUGAACCUGACACUCUCAUCAGUGAGAAAGUGGGUCAUGCACUCGAGGCUGGGCUGAAGGUGAUACCAUGCAUUGGCGAGAAACUUGAGGAGCGUGAGAGCAACCGCACAGAGGAGGUCGUUUUUGCCCAGAUGAAGGCCCUAGUGCCUAACAUCUCUGACUGGUCUCGUGUUGUCAUUGCCUAUGAGCCUGUGUGGGCCAUUGGCACUGGCAAGACUGCUACUCCAGAACAAGCCCAGGAAGUCCAUGCUAAGCUGCGUCAGUGGCUUCGCGAUAAUGUUAAUGCAGAGGUUGCCGACUCUACCCGCAUCAUCUAUGGAGGGUCAGUCACUCCUGGAAACUGCAAAGAAUUGGCCAAAACAGGAGAUAUUGAUGGGUUCCUAGUGGGUGGGGCAUCUCUCAAGCCAGACUUUGUCCAGAUCAUAAAUGCUAGAGAUUAGGCUAUUGUAUAUUUACAUUUACAGAACAAGAUUGAAUUUUUGUUUCUUUGGUCUAGGGAUGCCCUUCCUAAAGUGCUUAGAUGUUUUGAAGCGUCGUGCAUUCUUCUGUUCAAAGUUCCUAAUACUUUAGAGAUGAGUGUCCAAUUCAAGAUAAGUUGUAAUUGUUUAAAUUCUCUUACAUAAAAUUUAAUCUUCUUAAUUUAAAUCUUCUAAUUUAAUCUUAAUUUAAUAUACAUAUUUAUGAUCUCUUAUAUAUGCCAAGACAAGCAAAUUAUGGAAAUAAGGUCAAAGCCCCUCAGCCUAGUUAGACAAUGUUGGUACAGGUAGUGUCACCAAUGGUUACCUGGUAUUAUAUUUGAUCUUUGCUGAAAAGACAUGGCUAAUGAUGACUAAUUUAAGAAACUAGCUAUGUAAACAUUAUCACUUGUAUUAGGAUGCUAAUGGAAGCUACCCAUGCUUUCUUUGCUUAAUCAGGUUUUAUGGAAUAUCUUGUGCACUGUAAUUCCAUAGUAGUGAAUGAAAUCAGGCAAAUGCUGUAGUUCCCUUGUACCCAUCGUGUCUGAAAAACUAAGCCAAAUUAAACACUUGACAAAGUUUAUACUGGUGCAGUGAUUAGUUGAUUUAAUGUAAAGUGAUACGAGGAAAGUAUGUAUUGUAUUUGAAUGUUUUGACAAAUAAAACACUAAGCAUUAUAGAUA